Messenger RNA from Anguilla rostrata (American eel), 1500 nucleotides. Its product is annotated as zinc transporter ZIP1-like. The coding region runs from base 387 to 1424 and encodes 345 amino acids. Gene Ontology annotation, cellular component: plasma membrane. Gene Ontology annotation, biological process: zinc ion transmembrane transport. The record is from RefSeq and is a predicted model, not a curated record. The transcript has 4 exons. Lineage: Eukaryota; Metazoa; Chordata; Actinopteri; Anguilliformes; Anguillidae. Gene Ontology annotation, molecular function: zinc ion transmembrane transporter activity.
AAGAAUAGCUUUGAGCCAAUAUGGUGGAUGUGCAAAGCUGAUUUUGUAUUGGAUACAUUUUGUUCCGUUUCCACCUAUCAGCUGAGUGUUGUUGAUGGAGGCGAGUGAGUCACAGACGCGAGUUCCCGCAUAGGGAACAGCAUGUUUCUCGGCACUAUCGAGCUGCUGACAUUAAAUUACAGUAAAGUUUACAGCUCAGUGGAUCGCUUCAGAAGUGAUAGAUUUCACGAAACUGAAGUGCUGUGACCUGUCGCCGAUUGUUAAUGAAGAUGUUCAAGGAUUACAUUCCUGGAAAGCAUUUUUUGUGUUUUGUUCUAGACCCCUUUGUGAUUGUGUUAGCUUUGGACUGAUUUCAUGGAUGUGGCUGUCUGAAGGGAGUCUGAAAGAUGACUGGGACAAAGACCCAGGGGAAUUCACUAAGAUGGGAAUCGGGGGUGGACUACAGCCAGGGCCUGAUGAAUGGACUAGAGGUCAAGCUGGGCUCGCUGGUUGUACUACUCUUCAUGACUCUGUUGUGUGGUUUUGCCCCAUUAUGUAUUGUGAGAAGGAGGUGCAGCACUGGCCCAGAAACAAGGCACAAAGUUCUGAGUUUGGUGAGCUGCUUUGCGGGCGGGGUGUUCCUGGCUACCUGUCUCUUGGACCUGGUGCCUGACUACCUUGUGGAGAUAAAUGAGGCAUUCAAAAGCCUUGAGAUCACACUGAAAUUCCCACUUCCUGAAUUCAUUAUGGCUAUGGGCUUCUUCCUGGUCCUAGUUCUGGAACAGAUUGUUCUGGCCGUCAAAGACCAAUCAGGGCGAUCCUUUGAGGAGAAGCGGGCCCUGUUGGUGGAAUCUAAUGUCCAGUCCCAUGAAAGGGAAAGCCAGGGGUGUGCCCACCUGCACUCUCCCUUUUCCCAGGCCACUGAAGAGUUGGGCCGGUCAAGAGUCCCAGGCAGGGAGCAUGUUCACCUUCACGUGGACUUCAACUCCCAUUCAGCUAUUCGCUCCUUCAUCCUGGUUUUCUCGCUGUCACUGCAUUCUGUGUUCGAGGGACUGGCCGUGGGUCUGCAGCGGGACAGUCAGAAAGUGCUUGAGAUCUGUUUAGCCCUCCUACUCCACAAAAGCAUCAUUGCCUUUAGCGUGUCGCUCAAGCUUACCCAGGGCCGGCUGAAGCGGACGGCGGUGACUGCAUGCAUUCUGCUAUUCUCCAUAAUGUCACCUCUGGGCAUUGGGCUAGGUAUUGCCCUCACAGCAACUGAGUCCACGCCACAGCACCACUUAGCAUGUUACACCCUGGAGGGCCUGGCUGCAGGCACCUUCAUCUACAUCACAUUUAUGGAGAUCUUGCCUCACGAGCUGGGUGCCCCACAUAAUCGCAUCCCCAAGGUGGCACUUCUGCUCACUGGUUUUGCAGUGGUCACUGGUAUCCUCUUCAUAAAGGUCUAGGCCACCCACGUCUGUAUUUUGCCUGUAUUUGUGUAAAGCAGAUGUCCAAAAAAUAAAUAAUAAAAACUUACGUAUA